This is a messenger RNA of Closterium sp. Naga37s-1, 612 nucleotides long. Lineage: Eukaryota; Viridiplantae; Streptophyta; Zygnematophyceae; Desmidiales; Closteriaceae. The record is from the annotation of a GenBank genome assembly.
AUGAACGCCAGUGCUGAGAGUCUUGGCCCUCUCCCUUCCCCGCGUUCCUCCUCUGAUUUUUUAGUCGACUCAAAAGCCUUCCCCCUCUUUCCCCGUUUCCCCCCUAUCGUCUCCCCCGCCCACCAGAACGCCAGUGCUGAUAGUCUCGCUCGCACCCCCUCUUCAUCUCCCCUGUCCCCCAUCCCCCGAUCCUCUCUCCUUCCCCUGUCUCCUUCCCCUCCUUCCCCUCCUUCCCCCCCUUUCUCCCCACCACCUUUCUCCCACUUCCCAGAACGCCAUGCCGAAAACCUUGCUCGCAAGUUUGGCUUGGACCCCCUCUGCUCUCCCUUGCCGCCCAUCCGCUCACCUUUCCCUUUCUCCUUCCCCCCUUUCUCCUUCCCCCCCUUUCUCCCCACCACCUUUCUCCCACUUCCCAGAACGCCAGUGCUGAAAAUCUCGCUCGCAAUCUUUGGUGUGUUGAGAGACUUUGUAGAUCUCUUUAAGAAGAAUCUGGUGGAGUAUGAGAAGAAGAAAAAGGCAGAGGAGGAGGCGGCCAAGGACUUUGCUGAUCAAUUCCCUUCCCUAUUUCCAUAUCCUUUUCCUGUACUUCCUCCCCAGUCUUUGGAGUGUUGA